This is a messenger RNA of Menidia menidia (Atlantic silverside), 1590 nucleotides long. The record is from the annotation of a GenBank genome assembly. NCBI's taxonomy places the organism in Eukaryota, Metazoa, Chordata, Actinopteri, Atheriniformes, Atherinopsidae.
AUGUCGGGCCCUGUGAUGCACGGGCAAGAUAGUGCAGCGUUAUUUGCCCUUGCCGCUAUUAGUUCAGCCCUUUUGACCAUUCUCAGCGUUUGGAAGUUGAAACAGUUUAAAUAUAAGAUCAUAAAUGAAAGUGGAGGCAUGUUGCUGGGACUAGCAGUGAGGUGCCUCUGGUUUUUCCAAGGAGAACGUAUGGAGAACAUAGAGAAUGGGACCUUUGAUCCAGAGGUCCUUUUCAAUGUGUUCCUGCCACCCAUCAUCUUCUAUGGAGCUUACACUCUGAAUCAGAAACGAUUCAUUGAGAAUCUGGGCUCUGUUCUGACCUAUGCUUUUUUGGGAACCUUGAUCAGCUGUAUAUGUAUCGGGGCCUGCGUCUACGGCUGCACCAGGCUCAUGGUGCUGUUGGGCCAAGCUGCCGACGGAGAAUUCCUCCUCACCGACUGCCUCCUGUUUGGUGCGAUAAUGUCAGCCACUGACCCAGUCGCAGUUCUUGCCCUGUUGUCGGACCUACGUGUAGAUUUGGACCUCCGCACCUUCCUGUUUGGCGAGAGUGUCCUUAACGAUGCAGCGGCCAUCGUUUUGACACAUGCCAUCAUCACUUACAGCCAGAUGGGUGGAGGACACAUCUUCGACCCACCUGCCUUCUUCCAUUCUGUCGGUCUUUUCCUAGGAGUGCUCAUCGGUUCCCUUCUCCUAGGAUUCAUAUUCACAAAGCCCCUGUUGGAAACAUCAAUCUUCUUUCUGCUGUCCUGGAGCAGCUUCCUCUCAGCCGAAGCCUCUGGACUCUCAGGUAUAGUAGCCGUUAUGUUUUGUGGCCUUAGUCAGGCAAGGUACACAACCCUCAAUUUAUCACCUGAAGGCAGCACAAGGACUAAGCAGUUCUUUGAAGUCCUCAACUUCCUGGGGGAGAUUUUCAUCUUCAGCUACAUGGGAUAUAUAUUGUUGACGUCUACUCACCAUGUCUUCAAAGCUCUCUUCAUUCUUGGGGCAUUUCUAUCCAUCUUUAUUUCAAGAGCAUGCAACAUCUACCCUUUGUCUUUCCUGCUCAAUCUGGGCCGUACAAACAGGAUUCCGUACACCUUCCAGCACUUCAUGAUGUUUGCAGGUAUGAGAGGGGCUGUUGCUUUUAGCCUGGCUGUGAGAGACUCGUCCACUGGAGCGAGGCGCACCAUCCUCAGCACCACCCUGCUGCUGAUUUGCUUCACUGUCUGGGUUCUGGGUGCAGGUGCCGAUCUGCUGCUGCGAAGUCUGGACAUCAGGUCGAGUGCAGUGACUCAAAUAUCCCUGAGUUUUCGCAUUGAAAACAUAAGAGCCCCCGUCCCCGAAAAAAAGGCAGUCAGGAACACAAGACACAACACUGUUACUAUCCUCAUGACACUGCUUUCUCUUUUCGUGCUUAUUACACCUCUGGAGCUGAGCGCACUUUGGUUGCCAGCAGGGCUUAGAUGUGCAGCGCUGAGCUGCAGUGGAGCCCCACAGGUUCAGUCAGCUGCACCAACCAUUGAUUACGUCUCCUUUGAGUGUCCAAGAUGCAAGUUUUGCUUUAACAUUUCAAAUGACUAUCUCGGUCAGGGAAAAAAGCUCGGGUGUUGA